Strongylocentrotus purpuratus (purple sea urchin) is the source of this 724-nucleotide messenger RNA. RefSeq lists its product as uncharacterized. The transcript is spliced from 5 exons. Lineage: Eukaryota; Metazoa; Echinodermata; Echinoidea; Camarodonta; Strongylocentrotidae. The record is from RefSeq and is a predicted model, not a curated record. The coding region runs from base 14 to 724 and encodes 236 amino acids.
AUCAAAAGCAGUCAUGAAGUUAUUCGUCUUAUCAAUGGUGGUGAUGAUGGUGGUUUGUGUUCAUGCUCAACAGGAAAGCGGUGGUCCUUUCUGUCCGAAAUGCACCGAGCUAUAUUCUGACGACCCAGCCUUCCCAUUGCCCGUCCCGGUUGGAAACACUUGUUCUCUAAACCCUGAAAUAGAGCAGUGUGAUGUAGGUGACAGAUGUGAGCUGGUGGAGAUUGCAACGAGCUUUAUUCGUGACGCUGAUUUACUUACCCUGACGCUGUCGUCUUUCGGUUGCGAACAACAUUCCGAGUUUUCGAUGCCGAUUCCGGACACCGGCUGCAGGUUAGAAGGGGUAGAAUCUUCCGACCCCGGCAUUGAUCCUGUCAAUGUUCCUAAUUUUCCUGAGCUGACGAUCAGUUCCCAGGUACGCGUGACCUGCCUCUGUGACACACCCAACUAUUGUGCCUCAGCUCCUGCUGGAGAAGUAAACUGUGAAGACCCAGGUACGCCAGACUUUGGUAGUCAAUCUGGAACCUUUGACCACGGCCAUAUUCUAACUUUUCAAUGUAACCCGGGUUACACACUGAUUGGUGCAACUCAUAUUAUCUGCUUUGAUGGAACUUACAACGAAGACAUUCCUGUUUGUGAGGCGUUCUUCUCCAAGCUCGUCUUCGAGCUCAUCUUAGAGCUCGUCUUCAAGCUCGUCUUCAAGCUCGUCUUCAAGCUAAGAGUCUAG